Molecule: messenger RNA, 792 nt
Organism: Babesia bigemina
Lineage: Eukaryota; Apicomplexa; Aconoidasida; Piroplasmida; Babesiidae
Exons: 8
Coding region: 1-792 (263 amino acids)
Source: RefSeq, a predicted model, not a curated record
AUGCGUCGCGUCAGGGCAUCUGUGGUAUCCCGGGCAGCGUGGGUGUCGGUGGCCUGGGCUGGGGGGACACAGGGGCUGAGGGGACUGGGAGCGGCAGUGGUAGUGUUGCAGUUGGUUGAGGGGACUGGAAGCGGCAGUGGUACGUGUUGUAGUAGGUUGAGGGGACUGGGAGCGGCAGUGGGUGAGGGGACUGGGAGCGGCAGUAGUAUGUGUUGCAGUUGGGUGAGGGGACUGGGAGCGGCAGUGGUUGAGGGGAGUGGGAGGGGAAGAUGGGAGGGAAGACGUACUUGCCAGGUGAUGCGUGUACUAGGUGUAGUAAUGGAUGUCGAAGAUAUGAAUUGCUAUGAAUGUCUUCCAAUUGUGUGGAAGCGCACUAAUGGCCGGGAGCCUUACGAUUGCAAACCUUCGCCAUGUAGCGUCAAAUGUAAAGGCAAGGAGAAGACAUGUCAAUGUGAGUGUAACAGUUGUAAAAAGAAACGUGAAAGUGAACAACGUACUGUCUCCUUCCAGUCUCUCACCCUUCAACAGCAAUCCGCUGCUUCCCCUGACACUCAGGAUCACGCCGUCACUCAAGAUCGUGGCUCCCAUACCGAAGCUCAAACCCAAAAUCACUAUUCUCCAGAAUCUUCUACAGGUCCUUCCAUUUCCCCCUCCGCCAUCACCGCCGUCAUCGUUGCCAUCAUCGUCGCCAUCAUCCUGCUGGACCUGUGCAUCUUCCGCUUCCCGGUGGGCCGCAACAUCCGCGAUUUCCUCGUACGCAAGAUACCCUUCUGCAUCGCGUUCCACAGCUAA